Molecule: messenger RNA, 936 nt
Organism: Diplodia corticola
Lineage: Eukaryota; Fungi; Ascomycota; Dothideomycetes; Botryosphaeriales; Botryosphaeriaceae
Product: aggrecan core protein
Exons: 2
Coding region: 1-936 (311 amino acids)
Source: RefSeq, a predicted model, not a curated record
AUGGCCCUCUUCGCAAAGGUCAAGAAGUCCAAGAAGACUUCCGAUGAGCAACCAAAGGAGCCAAAGGCAAGGACUACGCCGACCACGACAGCAUCAGCUCCGGUUCGGCCCAAUCUACCUCGCGCACACUCUGCUUGCCUUAAUGAACGUGCGGCGUAUCCCAAGCACACAUACACUCCACAGCGGCCCAGUAACCUCAGGACAUCAAGCAGCUGUUCGGUAAGGUCACUGCCGGUCACGCCUGUUAUGGGCAGGAGCGCAACUAGCGAGCCCAGUCAUCCUUCACGUGGUCGUGGCGACCGCAAGGACCUCUCCAUCGAUUCCAUCAUGCUGUCCCGUAGCCAGGACCCAAGCCCCAAUGGCCAUAUGAUGCUGCACACGAGACAAGCAGACUUCAAGCCCUCCAUGUACACCUAUGAUCCCAGCAAAGCCCCGAGCUUGUCCGGGCGCAAGAGACAGUACCGCUCGAAUUCGUCUAAACCGCCCACAAGAGCAUCGUCGUUCGUCAUGAGCCCCCACAUUGUCACCAUGGUGGAAGAGAAAGAAGAAACGGACAGCUCCUCGUCCUCUACCAAGUCGCACGAAAGCGAGUCUUCCACACAGUCUCAGUACCUUGAAACAGCAAGAACGACGAGCACCCGCAAGCAGCAGGAACAGGAUGAAGUGCAGGCUGAUGUGGGUACAUCCCCCGCACCGGAGAUCCCGGCCCGCAAUCCCGCCAGGAACAGCAUCUGCUCUCGACGAACGUCGGUGGCGAGCAACACCGAGCCCACGAUCGGGUUGGCCGCCCCUACGUGCUCCGAUGCUCUCAGCGAGCCGAAGACGUCGGCGACGCUCGUCACAAAGGAUAGGACCGAGUCGCCAGGUCCCAAGUCCAAGAAGCGAAACUGGUUCAACAGCAAGAAACGACAGUCUGUCUCUAUCGAGGCGCAUUGA